AUGAGUGAAGACGAUGGAAGUGACUAUCACGAUUCUAUCAGCGAUGAUGACGAUAGUUUAGUUAUUAAUAGUGAGAUUUAUAUCACAUUUCAUGUUCAUAUGCCUGAAAAGUUUGAUGAAUCGAUGCAUCCUUUGGUUGUUGGCAGUAUUAAAGAAUUAGGAAAUUGGAGGCAUCC
Messenger RNA from Scutellospora calospora, 176 nucleotides. The record is from the annotation of a GenBank genome assembly. Lineage: Eukaryota; Fungi; Glomeromycota; Glomeromycetes; Diversisporales; Gigasporaceae.